Molecule: messenger RNA, 4766 nt
Organism: Podarcis raffonei (Aeolian wall lizard)
Lineage: Eukaryota; Metazoa; Chordata; Lepidosauria; Squamata; Lacertidae
Gene: LMNB2
Product: lamin B2
Exons: 12
Coding region: 107-1948 (613 amino acids)
Source: RefSeq, a predicted model, not a curated record
GAGGCGGCGACUCCUCCGAGCUUGGCGCGCGGGCCCGCCAUUUUGUGCCGCCCUCGCUCUCGCCUUCCCGCCCAGUGCCGGGCGGAUUGAAUGAGGAGUCGCCGCCAUGUCCUCCUCUCCGCCUUCGGCCGCCCCUCCGGCCCCCUCCCCGGGCACCCCCAGAGCGCCGCCGCCGGCCGAAACCCCUCUGUCGCCGACGCGCAUCUCGCGGCUGCAGGAGAAGGAGGAGCUGCGGCACCUCAACGACCGCCUGGCCCACUACAUCGAGCGGGUGCGCGCCCUCGAGCUCGAGAACGACCGGCUGCUGCUGCGCGUCUCCGAGAAGGAGGAGGUGGUCACGAGAGAGGUGACCGGCAUCAAGGCCCUCUAUGAGUCAGAGUUGGCAGAUGCCCGGAGAGUUCUUGAUGAGACGGCCAGAGAGAGGGCGAAGCUGCAGAUUGAAAUUGGGAAGCUGCGAGCAGAACUUGAUGAGCUUGCCAAGAGCUACAAAAAGAAAGAUGGGGAGUGGUCCACAUCUCAGGGCCGCAUCAAGGAGCUGGAAGUCCUCUUCCAUCGGAGUGAAGCAGAACUCACGGCAACCCUGACAGAGAAGCGCCACCUGGAGGCGGAGGUGGCCGACCUGCGUGCACAGCUGGCCAAGUCAGAAGAUGGUCACGCUGUGGCAAAGAAGCAGCUGGAGAAGGAGACUCUGAUGCGGGUGGACCUGGAGAAUCGCUGCCAGAGUCUGCAAGAGGAGCUUGACUUCAGGAAGAACAUUUUUGAAGAGGAGGUGCGGGAGACACGGAAGCGGCACGAGCGCCAGUUGGUGGAGGUGGAUAGCAGCCGCCAGCAGGAGUGCGAGUCCAAACUCUCCCAGACGCUAGAAGACCUUCGCCAGCAGCAUGACGAGCAGGUCCGGCUGUACAAGCUGGAGGUGGAGCAGACCUAUCAGGCCAAGCUGGAGAAUGCCAAACUCUGCUCCGAACAGAACAACAAAGCAGCCAGUGCUGCUCGGGAGGAGCUGAAGGAGGCCCGCCUGAGGAUUGAAUCUCUCAGCUACCAGCUUUCAGGGCUGCAGAAGCAGGCAAACGCCGCAGAAGACCGGAUACGGGAGCUGGAGGAGCUGAUGGCUGGUGAGCGAGAGAAGUUCCGGAAGAUGCUGGACGCCAAGGAGAGGGAGAUGACAGAGAUGCGGGACCAGAUGCAGCAGCAGCUGAUGGAGUACCAGGAGCUCCUGGAUGUCAAGCUGGCCCUGGACAUGGAGAUCAGCGCCUACCGGAAGCUCCUCGAAGGGGAAGAGGAGAGGCUGAAGCUGUCCCCCAGCCCCUCAGCCCGUAUCACUGUCUCGCGGGCCACCUCCUCGUCCAGCAGCGGCAUUUCCGCCACCCGCUCCUCCCGGGGGAAGCGGAAGCGCCUGGAAAUAGCAGAGGAGCUCUCUGGCAGUGGCUCCAGCAGGUUGGGCACCAGGAGCAGCAGUGCCGGCAGUAGCAGCGCCUUCCAGACUUCCCAGCAGGCUUCUGCCAAGGGCAGCAUCAGCAUCGAGGACGUGGACCCAGAGGGGAAGUAUGUUCAGCUGAAGAACUGCUCUGACAAGGAUCAGUCUCUUGGGAACUGGAGACUGAAGAAAAAGAUUGGCGAGGGAGAAGAGAUGGCUUACAAAUUUACCCCAAAAUAUGUCCUCCGGGCUGGGCAGGCGGUCACAAUCUGGGCAGCUGAUGCUGGGGUGGCCCACAGCCCACCUUCUGUCCUUGUGUGGAAGCACCAGACCAGUUGGGGCACCGGGACCAGUGUCCACACCUACCUGGUGAACUCUGAUGGAGAGGAAGUUGCUGUGAGGAGUUUGACUCAGUCAUCUGCUGUGCUGCAGGACAACGGGGAGGAAGAUGAGGAGGCAGAGUUUGGGGAGGAAGACCUCUUUCACCAGCAGGGGGAUCCUAGGACCACCUCCAGGGGCUGCACCGUCAUGUGAGAGGAAGGGAAACCGUCUCUGCUCGUCUUUUCUCCUUUUUUUGCUCUGCCCAGGGACUCUGCCCAGAGUCACUGAAACUAUUUUUAUACAUUGCAUAUGAUCACUCCUUUUUUUCUUUCUUUCUUGGAGAUGGUUCCUUAGUAAACUUCUUAAAGAGAGAACUUGAAUCAGCCAGAACUGCCACCAUCUUUUGAAGAUUUGCUUUCCCUUUGCAAUGCCCAUGGUCUACUUUGUUGUCUUACUUGCAAGCCAAAGAGUGAUGCGGCUCCAGGAGUUUCCAGGGAAGAGAAAGCAUGGCUGAAGUUGUCACUCUGGAGUGGACAGUCUGCUUCUCUGGCCCUCCUGUUCUUGUACUGGGGGGAGGUGGUCAAGCGGUGACCCUGGGUGUAAGCCUGCCUGUGCCCUCAGGGGCAACCCCAGUGGUUGUGCAGAUAAAACCAGGUGGCAAAUGUGAGGAUUAAUGAUAUUUUCAUGCCAUUGACCCUAGGUGUGCCUCAGAAGGCCUGGAGCUCCUAGGACAGAAUGACUCUUGAAACAGUUUGGGCAGCUCUGUGGAGCAUGGAGGUCUCAGAAGCUGAGAUGAAGUGAGAAGCACUGAUUUAAGGCAAGGCUUGUUUGAAGUCAUUGCAGAACUUCCUCUGCCUAAGUUCUGCUGCCAUGCUUUCAAGCAGGGAACAAUCCUAACCAUGUCUACUCGGAAGUAGGUCUUGUUGAUUUCAGUGGGGCUUACUCCCCAAGUGAGGUUAAGAUUGCUGCUUCCUUGCGGAAUGACCCUAGAAACAGGGUUGUAUCAAAUCAAGUCAAAGGCCCACUGAAUCCAAUGGAUGCAACUUACUUGAAGGCCAGCCCUUACGAAGUCUAGAUUUUGUGGGAACUGUUUUUGCCCUCAAAAUCCAGAGUUGAGCCCUCACACAAGACGUGUCGGAUGCUGAGAUUCCGCUUGGAGGUCUGUGUUGCUCCAUCCUCUGCAGCAAAAAACCAGAAGCGACUUGUCUGCUUGUCUUGCCACUGGAGACCAGUGGUGGGUGGGGAUGUGGGACGUCUUCUGCCGAGUCCCUCUUCCGUGCAGCUCGCUCCACACUGCCCAGAGGGGGCAGAGGCAAGCUCAGUGUUGCACUGUGAGCAGUUGCCCCAUGCCUCAAUGGGUCCCUCCCAUUGGGCAGCCUUGCAAGUUCCAGGGUGCUUUGUUUGGAAGGGGAGUUUAGGGAAGAUGCUGCCGCUGCUUACUCUGCCCUGAUCUGCACCACCUCCCAGAAUGAGAGGACAAGGUAUGGGCAGGUAGGUGAUAAGUAUUUGGAGCAGGUGGGCAGUGACCCCCUCCUAGGGCAGCUCAGCUUCUCCCCACCCCACCCUUGGUCUUGCAGAAUCCUUGGCACAGCUGUUCUCCACCAAAGAAGCUGCCUUGGCUGAGCAGCACCUGUCCAAAGGCUGAGCAGCACCUGUCCCGGCAGCCCUGGAUCCCCUUGAGGGGCAAGCAGGGCUGCGUCUGGGGCAGAGUUAGUGGCGCCAGCAAGCAGCAUAUCCCACAUGCAGCAGUGAGGGGUCGGAGCUCCUGCCACCCACUCCUGGGACCCCAGGGCUCUGGCUCAGCCCAUGAUGCUUUUAGUGGCACGUGUACAGAGAGGAGAUAGAGCCCUGCAGAUAUUCUGGUUCAUAGGGUCUUGUGGGGAGGGUGGGAGGGUUGCCGGGCAAGGCUUUGGUGCAGAGCAAGUUGGGUGGGAACGGAUGGGUUGGGGAACAAAAUGUCCUACUUUAUAUUUAAAAAUAAAAACGAAAAAACCAGAGGUGCUAAUAUUCCACAGGUAUUUUAAUGAUGCCACGUGGUAGAGAAGCAUAUUAGAUUUAGAAGUUGAACUCUGUUUCAUGGAGCCACUUGUGGAAAGCAUUCCUUUUGGAAGUAUGGCUUCUGCCUCCCCCUCUACCGCAUGACGCUCCUUCUGCUCAGCUUGACCAGGGGGCUGAGGGUGUUUGCCAUAGACAUUGCUCUCUUGUCCCUCUGAAUUCUGUUUCUCAGGUCCGGCUUACAAGCUUCUUGGCCACCUGCUGUGCUCACAGCUGCUCUUCCAAGGCCAGUCUCCUUGUUCCUGUGAAUACUAAAGAUGUGAAGGUGCAAAUGUGCUACUGGGCUAAGCAGGCUGCUCUUCUUGUGCUGGCCUGAGCCAGAGGGGAGGAGGAGGGGGUUCCUGACUGCUCUGCAAAGCUGAGCCAGGGACCUGAGCAGAGUCCCCAAGUGCUGCUGUUUGCCAUGCACUUAGGGUGGCCACCGGCUGUGGAGGGCACCCUCCUCUUGGUCUCCCUGAACCCCCCCCCCCAAACCGCCGUUCCAGAACAGUUGCUGUGAAAAUGCCAAGGCCAGUGUCAACUGCUCCCUGCACUGUCUCCCUCGGGCUCGGGCUGUGUCAGGGAGUGCAGAACCAGAACCAGGAGCUGAGCGCUGUGAAAAGCCUUCAAAGGGCCGAGCCCAGCAGCGUCCAGCCUUUACGAUCAGGACGACCUUGGCUAGGGUCCCACAAGGUUGAUGUCCCUCACCUCACUUUGAGCUGUGUUCAGCCCGGAUGGAUCUCAUCCCACCAAUCUAGUGGUCCCCAAAUCCCACUUUCUGUCUCUAGGUGGGAGCCCAUCUGAGAGGCCAGUUCCCUCCCGGCCUCAGUUUCCACUCUGUUUGCUCCCACUGGGGAGUGGAGGUGUUGGGCUGCAACCUGAGAGACAGAAUGUUUGGGGGCGGGGUUGCCCUUAGAAAAAGCAAAUUUAUAUUCUCUCUGAGCUGUUAUUCACAUAUGGUUAUUAGAAAAUUUUAAUGCUGCCUUGAAAUGCUAAA